Messenger RNA from Durusdinium trenchii, 291 nucleotides. NCBI's taxonomy places the organism in Eukaryota, Dinophyceae, Suessiales, Symbiodiniaceae. The record is from the annotation of a GenBank genome assembly.
AUGGAAGAGGCUGUGGUGGCAGCCCUGCAGAGGCUCUACCGGGGCGAUGCGAGCGCCUCCGCGGAGCUCGAGGCGUUUCAGAGCUCCGCAGGCGCCCUGGAGGUGUGCGUUCAGCUCUUGCAGAGCACCGUGCCCGAGGUGCAGUUCUUCGGCGCGGCCAGCAUCGCCAAGAUCGUCAACGGUACUCAGGCGCGCAUGCGCGCGUGCGCGAGAGAGAAGCGGGGUACUGGUAGGCCGAAGAAUCGCCUGUUUGCAGGUCAUGAAGGGCGUUGCAUGGUCCUGACAGGUUGA